AUGGCUAACGACGAAUAUGAUUUCCUCUUCAAGGUGGUCUUGAUAGGCGACUCGGGCGUCGGCAAGUCCAACCUGCUCUCGCGAUUCACCCGGAACGAGUUCAACCUGGACAGCAAGUCGACGAUCGGUGUGGAGUUUGCUACUCGCAGCAUCCAGGUCGACAACAAGACGAUCAAGGCGCAGAUUUGGGACACUGCUGGUCAGGAGCGCUACCGUGCCAUCACCUCCGCAUACUACCGAGGCGCAGUAGGAGCAUUGCUCGUCUAUGAUAUCAGCAAGUGGUUGAAAGAGCUGCGGGAUCAUGCGGACACCAACAUCGUCAUCAUGCUGGUCGGAAACAAGAGCGAUUUGCGACACCUGCGAGCCGUUCCCACCGAGGAGGCCAAGCAAUUCGCCAGCGAGAACGGCCUCUCCUUCAUCGAGACUUCUGCUCUCGACGCCAGCAACGUCGAGCUCGCCUUCCAGAACGAACUGACGGAGAUCUACCGGAUCGUCAGCUCCAAGGCUCUCGACCAGGGCGAAUCAGCCCCCGGCCCUGGCCAAGGAACGAGCAUCCCUCUCUCAAGCAGCACACCUCCCGGCGACGCCUCCAAGAAGGGUCAGUGCUGCUAG
Messenger RNA from Zasmidium cellare ATCC 36951, 612 nucleotides. RefSeq lists its product as uncharacterized. Bases 1 to 612 code for a protein of 203 amino acids. Gene Ontology annotation, cellular component: recycling endosome. The record is from RefSeq and is a predicted model, not a curated record. Gene Ontology annotation, biological process: exocytosis. NCBI's taxonomy places the organism in Eukaryota, Fungi, Ascomycota, Dothideomycetes, Mycosphaerellales, Mycosphaerellaceae. The transcript has 7 exons. Gene Ontology annotation, molecular function: GTP binding; GTPase activity.